Molecule: messenger RNA, 837 nt
Organism: Leptinotarsa decemlineata (Colorado potato beetle)
Lineage: Eukaryota; Metazoa; Arthropoda; Insecta; Coleoptera; Chrysomelidae
Product: endoglucanase-like
Source: RefSeq, a predicted model, not a curated record
AUGAUUAGCUAUUUAUACCUCAAAAUUGGGAUGAUCUCCAUUAGAUUGCUUCGAGUGGUAUCAAAAUGAAGCUUAUAGUAUUAUCUCUCGCCAUAUUGGCCGCUUUCGAUUACUCUACCAGCGAAUAUUCCCCAACGAUCAUCCCAAUCAACGGGGGAAGAGAAGGAGACGGAAUCACCACCCGCCACUGGAAUUGCUGUCCCCCAUCCUGCGCUUCGGACCAAGUCAUACACACGAAGAACAAGAAACCAGUCCAAACUUGCAAAAUUGACGGAAGAACCAACAGCACCGUCGAGCAAAACGCCCAGUCAGCUUGCUACGAUGGUGGGGUGGCUUACAUGUGCAGCAACCAAGUAGCCUGGGUGGUCAAUUCCACCCUUGCCUAUGGUUUCUCCGGAGCAUCUUUCACAGGAGGUGAUACUGAUCAGUGCUGCAUCUGCGUUCUCCUCUCUUUCAAAGGACAGCUGACGGGAAAGAAGUUCCUUGUUCAAAUCACCAACACCAACACGGCAGUUAAUCAGUUUGAUCUUGCAAUGCCUGGUGGAGGAGUGGGUAUCUUCGAGGAGGGGUGCUCGUCCCAAUGGGGCACAUCUCCAUGGGGAUGGGGCACCCCUGUGGAAGGCGUGGAGUCUGAGGAAAACUGCAACUUGUUGCCAGCUGACUUGCAGGAGGGGUGCAGAUUCAGAUUUCAGUUCAUGGAGAAUGUGGAUAACCCCGAUGUUUCCUUCAUUGAAGUUCAAUGCCCUGCUGAACUGAAAGCUCUCACUGGUUGUGGAGAUUAGAAGUAUCAUGGAUUAGUGUUCUGAAAAAUAAAUAUGUUUCUGCACAUUAUCGAAA